GACUUCCUGAUUCCAGCCUUCUCACGAUAAAUCUCACCGCUUUCGUUACUGCAAGGAAAUUGGAAUUCAAAGGGCAGGCCAACAUUAUAAGCGAACCUUUCGAAGACGACGCAAUGCAGCCUGGAGGACUCAAAAACAGCAGACACAAUACAUGAGAGUAAAUGAAGACAAGGUUGGCUACGUGGCUUGCCAGCUAGCGAGCAACGUAGCGAUAGCUAAUUUGAUUUAACGGUAACGUACGUACGCUAGCUUAGCUGUCUUUUAGCUAUUUUGCUAGCCUUUAGCCGUAGUGCUAACAGCUGUCGUUUACAGUUUUAGUGCUUGAUCAAGUGGUUUAAUCACUCAAUCAGUAACACCAAAUUCGUUCAGAUAGAGUUUAAAGCGAACGUUAAUGCUAACUAAACGCCCUGCUAAGCGGUAUCAUUGAUUGAACACAUACAUUCUCAGGGGUUUUAGGAGGAUAAUAGCUUUCAGUUUAAAGCUAGCUCGCUAGCCGACAUACGAAAGACAUCUUUGUACUUGUCAACCAACGAUAAGGAAUCAUGUCAAAGUACACCAGCUUUCCUGAGCCGAAUGAAGAUCAGAAUCCAUUCCAGGACCCGUCUGUUACCCAACACAGCAGCACCACGGGAUAUGCCACUCUGGACCUGUACAACCCUUUUGACAAUAAGACAGCGCAAGCACCUCCUCCCUAUGAGUCCACCGUGCCCACUGCACCUCCGCCUGCUCAAACCCCACCCAAUCGGACGACACCCACGGAGCCACGCAACUAUGGAUCCUACACCACCCAGAACGAGGAUAGUUCUGCCUCGGGCUCAUAUGUCCCUCCCACUCUGCAAUCAACAGACAACCCACCUGGAUAUACUGCUCAAAGUGCGGUGAGCGCCACCACGGCGGAGCUGCUGAAGAAGCAGGAGGACCUGGAGAGGAGAGCCCGCGAGCUGGAGAAGCGCGAGAGGGAGCUGGACGCACACGCCCUCGGAUCUGGAGCGAAUCGUCAGAAUAACUGGCCCCCCCUGCCCUCCUUCUGCCCAGUGGGGCCCUGCUUCUACCAGGACAUCAGCGUGGAGAUCGGCCAGAACUUCCAGCGCACUGUCACCAUUAUGUACUACUACUGGAUGUUCACGGCCUGCACUCUGCUGUUCAACAUGAUCUCCUCGCUGGCCAACUUCUGCGUGGACGCAGGGAAUGGCGGCGUAGGUUUUGGCCUGGCUAUCCUCUGGUUCAUCCUCUUCACCCCCUGCUCCUUCGUCUGUUGGUAUAGGCCCGUGUACAAAGCCUUCAGGAGUGACAGCUCUUUCAACUUCUUUGCAUUCUUCUUCGUUUUCUUUGCCCAAGUCGUCUUCUAUGUCAUCAUGACCAUUGGCAUCCCAGGCUGGGGUUUCAGUGGGUGGAUCGUGAGUCUGGCUACUCUGAAGACCAGCAUUCCUGUUGGGGUGAUCAUGUUGCUGAACUCCGUUCUCUUCACUGGCCAGGCCGCAAUGGGAGUGGUCAUGCUGAAGAAGGUGCACUCCCUCUACAGGCAGACCGAUGCCAGUUUUCAGAAGGCUCAGGCUGAGUUUGCCACCGGCGUUAUGUCCAAUCCGGCCGUCAGGCAGGCAGCGGCAACUGCCACCACCUCUGCUGCCCAGAACGCCUUCUCAGGGCAGCGGUAGAGGUUUGGCGGAGGAAGAAGAGGAGGGUGGGUCUGGGUUGUGCACUUGUCUGGGACGGCUAGUCCAAGCUGGGCAAGUCUUUACAGACACAGUGGUCUCAGAUGUAUCGUUACAAACAUUUGUGCAAGGUAGAUUUCCUUUGUUUCUGUCAAUGAUGUCCAUUGUUUAUUUAAAAUAAAAUUAAAAAAGAAAUAUAAGUCAGUAACUGGGUAGUAAGAGUAGAUUGUGUCCCUCAUAAUUUACCUAAAAGUUUUGAAGAGGAAGAAAAAAAAGAAAAAGAAAAAAAAAGUAGAUUAGAGAACAAAAACACUUAAAGCUCUGUUUGCACGGAUACACCUGAGCACCAAAAAGUGUAACCAGUUGUUAGUGUCCUGAGUGGGGGUGGGAGCCAGGACUGUACCCAGAAACCUACCUGAGGAGAUGGGGAAGGGUGGGAAUAUGAGGGGUCGGGGGGUAGGUUACUGUAAAUGAGAACUCCGUCAUGGAAGAAAUUCAACCCGAAAAACAUCAAUGGAAGACCCACAGGUGGUCUGUAAGCUACUACUGAGAAGUAGAUCCCAAGUAGGAUGCCAAUGCCAUGGCAAACCAGUCUCCUCCUCUCUUGCCAGUGCGCAAGCGUCCAUGUAAUUUCCACACGAGUACCUGUAUAAUGGCCACUAUGACCCGAUGAUAAUUGAAAGCCACCCCCCACCCCGACCCCAGAGUUCAGUGAAGAUGUGAGAAGUUGCUUUGAGCUUUUUGCAGUUAAUUAUUGUUUUGUUUCCCAUAAUGGUUUCCUUACCUGAAAAGGCGCUGGUGACUCUUGCAUUUCUGCUCCCAGUGUUCUACCUUUGCUUUAAUUGGCUGGAGCAGUCAGCCAGGCCCUUUCAGUAACAAACAGCAACACCCAAGCAUUGCUCCUCACAUGAUAAUAAAUAAAAAAAUAAUAUGUGGAGAUAUGUGGCAAAUGUAUUAUGAAUGCAAGCAAACUGAUGAACAAACAAGAUUGAAUUGCAUGUUGUAUAUUUGAAUGAAGGACAUAAAGGCAGAAGAUCAUGUUGAUACAGCUGGAGAUGCAGUGUAAAACACUAGGUUGAUUUAACAUGUAAUUAACUAUGGCUGAAUUGUUCAGUUGUCUGUGGCCAAUGUUUUUAUGUCGCUAACAAUGAGCUCUAACCGGUUUUUAUGUUUUAUCUUAUCUUUUUGUGAUGUGAAGGAGAAUGCCAAUUUAAGUAUUUUUCCAAUGCCAAAAUAAAGAACGACAAAAGCA
Molecule: messenger RNA, 2904 nt
Organism: Sardina pilchardus (European sardine)
Lineage: Eukaryota; Metazoa; Chordata; Actinopteri; Clupeiformes; Clupeidae
Gene: scamp3
Product: secretory carrier membrane protein 3
Exons: 10
Coding region: 543-1655 (370 amino acids)
Biological process (GO): protein transport
Cellular component (GO): recycling endosome membrane; trans-Golgi network membrane
Source: RefSeq, a predicted model, not a curated record